AUGGCGUCGGGGCCUCUUUCACAAGAUUUCAGAUAUUUUCAAACCGGCGGUCAACGGGUCCUUGUCUUGGCGACAACCAGAGCGGCGGACGCAGACGAGUGGGUGCGGGGGGUCGAGGCAACAUGGCCGUCGAGGAGGAUCGUCGGUCUAUCCUUCUUCUGGGAGCCAUGGAUCCUCCUGGACGGUUCAAUUGGGCGGAGAGUCUGCUCCAUCAACCUCUCCUACCUGAGACAUGUGCUUGUGUACCAACUCUCCUCGGAGGGGAACGACCCCACUGCCCCCUGCCUUCUCAACUUCCUCUGCGAUCUCCGCAACAUCUUCUUCGGCGACGACCUCAACCGGAGCCUAACGGCACUCGGGCUUCACGCCAGCCGCAGGCACAGCCUCACGAUGGAGCUGGUCGGGGUGGCGGCGAUCUGCGGCGUCUCCCCCGCCGCCGUGUUGGACAGCCAGCUUCCGUUUCAUGUGAGUCUGGCGGUUCUUCUCACGGACCUGGAUGCAGACCUUCUUCUCCAGGCAAACCUUUGGGAGCUUAUGCCCUGCUCUUGGCCGAUGACAGAAGUUCAGGUCCAGCUCGCAGCGGAGACGUCCUUCGUUGGUCAGAAGCUCGGUAUAUGCGCUUUCGCAAGGAUCCUUUCGUAG
Spirodela intermedia is the source of this 642-nucleotide messenger RNA. The record is from the annotation of a GenBank genome assembly. NCBI's taxonomy places the organism in Eukaryota, Viridiplantae, Streptophyta, Magnoliopsida, Alismatales, Araceae.